Salvelinus fontinalis (brook trout) is the source of this 3611-nucleotide messenger RNA. RefSeq names its product sorting nexin-13-like. Bases 166 to 3111 code for a protein of 981 amino acids. Gene Ontology annotation, molecular function: phosphatidylinositol binding. NCBI's taxonomy places the organism in Eukaryota, Metazoa, Chordata, Actinopteri, Salmoniformes, Salmonidae. The transcript is spliced from 25 exons. Gene Ontology annotation, cellular component: early endosome. The record is from RefSeq and is a predicted model, not a curated record.
GAAAAGGGGUGCCCGAGACGUAAAGCUUGUGCAACAUGGCGACUCUCCGAAGAGACUACGGAGAGUGGAGAUACAACCGCUUUUAAACCAGAAAAUCCAUAUAUUUGUGCCUUGUACAAUGUGGCGGGUUUAGCCCAAGCUACGACAUCUACAACAUUGUAAACGAUGUUUGCAGAGGCCAGUCUGUCUGUGUGGGGAUGGGGGGGUCUAGGAGUGGUGCUGUUCCUCAUCACUUUCGGACCCUUCGCUAUCUUCUACCUGGCCUUCUAUAUCUGCUGCGUUGUAGGCGGUGGUUUUGCGGUAACUCUGUUGUUUGGGAAGACUAACUCAGAGAGACAUCUAGAGAAGUGUGAACACUCCUACCUGCCAGCCACGCAAACGGGUAUACUGAAGACGUUGGAUGAGAUGAGGUUGGAUCAGAAGCCUAUAAAGAUAGACAGGAGACUGACUGGCUCCAACUACAUAGACGAGCCUCUGCAACAGGUCAUCCAGUUUGCAUUGAGAGAUUAUAUUCAGUAUUGGUAUUACACUCUGAGUGAGGAUGAGUCUUUCCUGCUGGAAAUCAGACAGACUGUCCAGAACGCUCUGGUCCAGUUCUCUACACGGUCUAAAGAGGUGGACUGGCAGCCUUAUUUCACCACCAGACUCGUGGAUGACUUCGCUACUCACCUCCGAGUCUUCAGAAAGGCCCAGGACAGACUGGAGCGCAGGGAUGACAAUAAACAGAGGGACUUGUCGGAGGAGAUGGUGGAGUCAUUCUUUGAGGCGGAGGUAGAGAUGGAGAGGAACGUCUGCAGAGACGUGGUCUGCACCUCCCUGAAGGAUGAAGAAGGGUUCCUGAGGGACUUGUGUGAGGUGCUGCUCUACCUUUUACUACCUCCUGGAGACUUCCACAACAAGAACAUGAGAUACUUCCUUAGGGAGAUUCUGGCGCGAGGUGUUCUCCUUCCCCUGGUCAACCAGCUGAGUGAUCCUGAUUACAUCAACCAGUUUGUUAUCUGGAUGAUUCGGGACUCUAGCUGUAACUACGAGGCAUUUAUGAACAUCUUGAAGCUGACAGACAAAGUGUCUGAGCUGGAGGCUGUUAAAGACAAGGCCCUGGAGGAACUACAGCACCUACGAUCACUGGACACCGCAGGAGACGAUAUCAAUGUUAUAAAGAAUCAGAUCAACAGUCUGUUGUUUGUGAAGAAGGUCUGUGAGACCAGGAUACAGAGGCUACAGUCAGGGAAGGAAGUGGAUACUCUAAAACUAGCAGCUAAUUUCGGCAAGCUGUGCAUCAUACCGCUGGAACACAUCCUUGUUCACAACAUCGCCUUGCAAUUCUUUAUGGACUACAUGCAGGCGGCUGGGGCCCAGGCAGAGCUGUUCUUCUGGCUGACAGUGGAGGGCUACAGAGUAACAGCCCAGCAACAACUAGAGGUGAUGGAGGGAUGGCAGAAGGAUGGAAAGAAGGGAGGUUCCACUAAAGGACUGCUGAAGGCUGCAGCACUAGGGGUCUAUGAACAGUACCUGUCUGAUAAGGCGUCCCCCAGGGUGCAGGUAGAUGAGGUGUCUGUAGUCAAACUGAGAGAGAAGCUACAGAAGGAAGGAGACCCCACGCCAGAGAUAUUCGACGACAUCCAGAGAAAAGUGUAUGACAUGAUGCUUCGUGAUGAGAGGUACUACCCGUCGUUCAAACAGAGUCCCCUCUACAUCAGGAUGUUAGCUGAACUGGACAUGCUCAAAGAACCGUCUUAUAGAGGAUCAGAUGACGGAGAUGGAGAAUCGUUCAACGGUUCUCCAACAGGAAGCAUUAAUCUAUCUCUGGAUGACCUUUCGAAUUCCUGCCAUGACGAAAAUAUACAGCUACACGCCUUCAUCUCUGACACAGGGGUGUGUAAUGACCACGGCAAGACCUACGCCCUCUACGCCAUCACUGUGUGCCGCCGUAACCACGACGGCAGCGAGGACUCCUGGAAAACCUACCGACGCUACUCUGACUUCCACGACUUCCACAUGAGGAUCACGGAGCAGUUUGAGAACUUGAUGUCGAUCCUGAAGCUGCCAGGGAAGAAGACGUUCAACAACAUGGACAGAGACUUCCUGGAGAAGAGGAAAAAAGACCUCAACGCAUACCUACAGCUGCUGCUGAAUCCAGAGAUGGUGAAGGCCUGUCCUACUCUGGUCCCCUAUGUCUAUGACUUCCUGGAGAAUAAGCAAUACAGCAAGGGCAAGGGAGACUUCGCACGCAAGAUGGAUACGUUUGUGAACCCUUUGCGUAGCUCGAUGCGUAACGUGUCCAACGCAGUGAAGAGACUGCCAGAUAGUCUGGCUGAAGGGAUGAACUCUGCUGCUGACAACAUGGGACGCAUGUCAGAGAAACUGGGACAGGACAUCAAACAGUCCAUGUUCAAGGUGCCUCCACUGCUCCCCAAGUCUGACGUUGACCCAGAGCACUGCCGAGUCUCAGCCCAGCUGGACGACAACGUGGAUGAUAACAUCCCCCUGCGUGUGAUGCUGCUGCUGAUGGAUGAGGUGUUUGACCUGAAGGAGAGGAACCAGUGGCUUCGCAGGAACAUCAAGAACCUUCUGCAGCAACUCAUCAGAGCCACAUACGGAGACACUAUCAACAGGUACUGUACACACACACACACUCACCAGUGCCACAUACAGAGAUCUGACUGUAUUUUCUUCCCCUCUGGUCUCUGCAGGAAGAUUGUUGAUCAUGUGGACUUCAUGACAGCUCCAGAACAGGUGGCAGACUACGUCAAGAAGUUCAGGGAUUCAUACUGGCCCAACGGAAUCCUAGCAGAGUCUCCGCCCCGCCGGGACAAGAACAUCCGCAUGAGGACACGGGUCGCCGCCAAGACCAACCUAUUGGGAAUCAUGCCAGAUGAGUUGAAGCACAUCAUAGGGGCGGAUACGACUCGUAAAGGCAUCCUGCGUGUGUUUGACAUGUUCCAACAUGGACCAAUGAAUCGACGGCUGGUCUACGUGCUGCUAGAAGGUUUCCUGGAGACCAUGUUCCCUCAGUACAAGUUCCCAGAGCUGUUUGUCAAACUGCACUCCCGUUCGCCGCGCACAGCCAGAUACACACAGAAACUCAAGAGCACCUCCCUGAAGAGGUGACAGGAGACUGGGAUUGGGCAGGGUACUUGGUGACACACACUCGCUCACACGCCGUGAGAGAACAGAGGGAGGAGGAGAGUAGUGGGGAGGGUGUGUAUGUGUGCUGGUGAGAAGAGGUGUGCGUGUCCUUCUUUCUAUGUCAAGAGGUGCUUUUUGGGCCAUCCGAGCACUUAACUCUUCCCUCCUCUCCCCUACAUGCCUCUCACACUGUCCUCUACUCACUCACACACACCCUCUCCUCUCGUGUGCACAGUUUAGAGACCGCAUUUGGGUUUUAUUUUAUUUUUGUACUUUUUAUUUCCUACUAGACUAUUUUAUUGUAGAUGUGUGGUCAGACUGACAGCUGCUCUGAUAUACACAGCAGCUGAUCUCCGUUACUGAUACCAGAGAGCAGAGCUAUGUAUAGAGAAAUACAUGGGUCGUUCCAUGUAAUGAGUCCCUUUUGGGUAGUGUUUCCCAAACUCUGUCCUGGGUUCACAAUGAUUUCCCCCCCCCCCCCC